Adineta steineri is the source of this 1209-nucleotide messenger RNA. The record is from the annotation of a GenBank genome assembly. NCBI's taxonomy places the organism in Eukaryota, Metazoa, Rotifera, Eurotatoria, Adinetida, Adinetidae.
AUGGCUACUGCUGACGUGCAAGAAUCUCCUUCAUUAGGCUUUUCAGUAAAAACACCAAGAUUCCUACCUCGUGGUUUACAUCCAGAAUUAUUAACACGUAUUCAAUUACAAAGUAUACCACAUGUUGCUCCUGGUACUCAUGAUCAGUUACAAUAUGGUGAUUUUAGUGAAAAGAAUCUUCAGAAAAAGAUUGAAGGACCUAAUUGGCAACAAGGAUUAUAUACAGAACAAAUGGCCAAAAUUCCUCAUUCAUCAUUUAAAGAAACGUAUGAUAGACGAAAAGAAGAUGAACGACGUGUUGGUCCGGGUAUUUACAAUAUUACUGAUUUUUUAACUGAACUUGAUCAAAAACCUCAAUGUGAACGUGGUGCACUUGAUCAAUUAGCACCUCGAUUUCCAAAAGAUGAAUUAGAUAGAGCACCACCACCUGCUUCAUAUGGUAUUCCUGAUAAAAAACUUGUAGAAAAACAUUGGCAACAAGGUAGUAAUGUUCCUUCAUUCGAAUGGAGACAAGGACCAAGAUCAUUACCACUUCAGGGUACAAAAUUAGGUCCAGGAACUUAUAGUAUAAAAAAUUCAAUUGAUGAAUUAGUAAAUAAACAUGUUAGUGAAAAAGGUCCUUAUCAAGUUUUUACACUCGAUCGUUCAGCACCGAUAGCAACUGGCCAUUAUUCAUUAUUAGAUCAAUGGGAUUUAUCACCUGAUUUUCCAUCAAAAGAUUAUCCAGAAUCAACAUCAAAUUUAAUUCAAAUAGAAAAACGAAAAAAACAUGGAUUAUUUAGUAAAUUAGAACGUUUUCAAAAAAAACCUACGGAUCGAAUAUCAAUUGAACAUCCGGGUCUUGAACCAAAAAAUGUUACUUUUCCUGGUCCAGGUGCUUAUGCAACAGUUCGUCAAUGGGAGGAACAUGAUUUUCAUAUGAAAAAAGUUCCAUUUAAUGGAACAUCAUCAAGAAAUGAUAAACGUUCAUUUACAAAUACUGGUGGUUCAAAUUCCGUAGGUGUUGGACGAUAUAAUCUUCUUGGACCAAUCAGAGAUGAAACAAUAGCUGAUAAACGAAAACGACCAAGACGACGAAAUAUUGGUUUUUCAUCAACUGCAAAUCGUUUUACAUCAGCAAGUGGAGAAGCCUUAUUGAAUGAACGUUUACAACCUCAAAAUCUUCGAAGCGAACAACGAACACAAUUAUAUCUCACUGGCCACGUCUAA